AGAUAAGUAAAAAGUGAGCUCCUCGGACGCACGACAACACACCAAGUGAAGUGGAAAGCGGCUCCUGUUCUGCUCCUUAUCCCAUUUCGGACGCUGCGUACGAGGCGGUCCGACUCCAAACUGCUGCGGGACUGAACCAGAAGGCAAGAAGAGAGAAGAGAGAAGAGAGAGGCGCCUUUGGCUCGUGUCUACUUACUGCUCUUCUUUUUUUUUUUUUUUUUUUUUUUUUUUGUUCCAAGUUUCUUUAUGACAGCGAAUUCGUUUCCAGCGUAUUUAUAGGUGGAAAACAAUCGUUUCUCUGUUUGCCAUCUCGACGACUAAACUUAACUAAUGACGGCAGAGGUCCAGCAGCCCCCAGCGCAGACUCCUGCCCAGAGCAGCCCGAUGUCUGCUCCGGAGAAGCCGCACGGACAGACGGUGGUGAUGGAAACCGCUUCCUCCACUACGAAAACCAAAAAGACAAACGCAGGGAUCCGACGACCGGAGAAGCCGCCGUACUCCUACAUAGCGCUGAUAGUCAUGGCUAUCCAGAGCUCUCCGACCAAGCGGCUGACGCUCAGUGAAAUCUACCAAUUCCUGCAGAGCCGCUUCCCGUUUUUCAGAGGCUCGUAUCAGGGAUGGAAGAACUCCGUGCGUCACAACUUGUCCCUGAACGAGUGCUUCAUCAAGCUGCCCAAAGGCCUCGGCCGGCCUGGGAAGGGCCACUACUGGACUAUCGACCCGGCUAGUGAGUUUAUGUUCGAGGAGGGCUCCUUCAGAAGGAGACCCAGAGGCUUCAGGCGCAAGUGCCAGGCGCUGAAGCCCAUGUACAGCAUGAUGAACGGCCUGGGAUUCAACCACAUCCCCGAGUCUUACAACUUCCAGGGGAGCGGCGGGGGCCUAUCCUGUCCGCCCAACAGCUUGUCUCUGGACAGUGGGAUUGGGAUGAUGAAUGGACACUUGGCAGGUAACAUGGAGGGGAUGGGUCUGUCCGGUCACUCCAUGUCACACUUGUCGACCAACAGUGGACAUUCCUACAUGGGAAGUUGUACAGGAUCCACCGGGAGUGAUUAUCCCCACCACGACAAUUCCGCCUCCCCUCUGCUCACCAGCGGGGGAGUCAUGGAGCCUCACCCCGUCUACUCGAGCUCAGCCUCGGCGUGGGCUCCGGCCCCGACGGCCUCGUUGAACAACGGGGCCUCCUACAUCAAGCAGCAGCCUCUGUCUCCGUGUAAUCCGGGAGCGAACCCGCUGCAGCCCAGCUUGCCCACGCAUUCACUAGACCAGCCGUACCUGCACCAGAACGGGCACAGUACCACAGAUCUACAAGGUAUUCCUCGGUACCAUUCCCAGUCUCCCAGCAUGUGUGACCGAAAGGAGUUCGUGUUCUCCUUCAACGCCAUGACGUCCUCAGCCAUGCACUCACCGAGCAGCGGCUCGUACUACCACCACCAACAGGUCUCCUACCAGGACAUCAAGCCCUGCGUGAUGUGAUCAUGUCCUCCUACACAACCCCAAGGACAAAAAGCCUGCAGACCAGAGGACGGUGUCACAGACUUUGAGCCACGCAGCAGAGCGAACUGAAACGAGAACAAAUGCGUAAAAUUACCACUGAGAGACUUAAAGGCCGCAGCCUUGGA
Messenger RNA from Stegastes partitus (bicolor damselfish), 1619 nucleotides. RefSeq names its product forkhead box F1 (gene foxf1). The record is from RefSeq and is a predicted model, not a curated record. Gene Ontology annotation, molecular function: RNA polymerase II cis-regulatory region sequence-specific DNA binding; DNA-binding transcription factor activity, RNA polymerase II-specific. The transcript is spliced from 2 exons. Lineage: Eukaryota; Metazoa; Chordata; Actinopteri; Pomacentridae. Gene Ontology annotation, biological process: animal organ morphogenesis; regulation of transcription by RNA polymerase II. Gene Ontology annotation, cellular component: nucleus. The coding region runs from base 331 to 1473 and encodes 380 amino acids.